Molecule: messenger RNA, 795 nt
Organism: Gastrolobium bilobum
Lineage: Eukaryota; Viridiplantae; Streptophyta; Magnoliopsida; Fabales; Fabaceae
Exons: 3
Coding region: 35-544 (169 amino acids)
Cellular component (GO): chloroplast
Source: RefSeq, a predicted model, not a curated record
CUUUAGCGGAUAAUGACUGUACUCACCGCUAAAAAUGAGGACAGUUCCUCUGUUGGUAUUGCCGCUUCCUCUCCCACAUCGACCUCGUACUCUAACAACUCAAACCCAUUUCUCCAAUCCCAUCUUGUAUCAGUCUUUGUCUUCUUCUCUCAAUUCCUCCACAAGAUUUCGCAACAAAACCAUAGUCUUUGGUGUCAAUCCAAGUGACUCAAAUGACCCUUUGUUCUUCGACGAAAAUGGUGUGGUCGAUGAUAUGGAGGGUUACCUCAAUCACCUCUCCCUCGAAUACGACUCUGUCUGGGAUACUAAACCAUCUUGGUGUCAGCCAUGGACAAUAACACUGACUGGGGUAUCAGUUAUUGGCAUUAGCUGGUUAAUUUUGCAGUCAAUGGUAGUCACUUCAGUCAUAUCGUUACUAAUAUGCGCAUGGUGGUACAUCUUUCUGUAUUCUUAUCCCAAGGCAUAUUCAAAGAUGAUUGCUGAGCGCAGAGAAAGAGUUACAAAUGGUGCUGAAGACACAUUUGGCCGUAGGAAGAGGCAGUGAUUUGCAUUAUUCCUACUCCUCAGUUGUGCUCAUCUUUUCUCCACUCUUGUUGUCUCACUUUCUGACUCUGCUUGUAUUUUCAUAUUCAACUACAGAAUAGUAGCUGUUGAGGCCUUCAUUCACAUUACAAAUCUUGACAAUUACACUAUGUCUCUCUCACUAUAAAUAUUUGACCUUUUCUUCACAGACUUGGUGCCCAUGUGUAUUAAUCCAUGCUUCUGAUUAGAUUAACUUUGAGAAUUGUUCCUUUG